AUGUUCUCGGCCGCUGUCCGACGUCAAGUGCCAGGCUCGAGCCGAACAUCAGCAAGGUCUGAAUCUAUCAUCCUGGCUGCCCGCCGAUCUUUCGCUUCAAAGGGUCAGCAGGAGCCACCGUUCUCGGGCUCUUCUGAAGCCGCGUCCGACUUUCGGAACCGUCUGGAGAGCGAAGCGAAAGCCGCGCCAGGAGCCAAUGCCAAGUUUGGACCAGAGAGGUUAGGGCCGUUCCCUAUGGGAGGGGGUCGUGUGCGGGCGAAGAAGUGGGCUCCAUGGAAGGAUCUUGACAUCGGCGGAAAAAUCGUUCGGACGACCGCUCAGACUGGCAAUCUCACAGUGGUUGUCUUCGGAGGAGCCCUCUUCGUAUUGCUAGCCUACUCGCUCAGUACCGAGCUGUUCUCGCGAAAUAGCCCCACAGUACUGCUCAACGAAGCCAUAGAUCUGAUCGAGGAUAGCGAGAUAAUGGACCUCCAUCUCCUCCGACCAUACUCCUUCACACACCUUCCUUCCGCCUCGUCGUCGCGAAGAUCGUCACCGGUCCAGAGCCAGGUCGUUCGCAACCCUGAGACGGGCAACGAACACCUGGUCAUGCGAUUCUGGGUGCAUGGCAGAGGGAUGGAUGAGAAGGACACGACGAUGGGAUGGAUCAAGGCUCGAUGGAGAGAGGGCAAAGUUUGGGUCAAGCAGGCCGUCAGGGAUAUGGGCGGUGAACCGGUAGACGAGCAGCCCGACGUGGAAAAGGUCACCGAGCAAGCGGUCGUAAAGAAGGAGGAACAAGGAUGGUUGUCUGCCAUUUUCGGUGCCCUUCGACCGUCUUUGCCCAAGCAGAACAACCUCUCGACGCCUAAGAAGAACCUACCUCCUCCAGGUACGUUUACCAGCGGAGAAGGUCGGGUCGACUUUUAUCGAGACCCGGACAGCGGGACGUACAAGAUGUUGACCUUAACGGUAGACGUACCCGGCACAAGAAAAGCCAAUCAACGAGCGGUACUCUACUGGUCAGGAUCAACGGAAGUGGCUAAGGAGAGCAUAUUGGAGGGAAAGAGCUAUCGCAUUACGUUCUAA
Messenger RNA from Filobasidium floriforme, 1065 nucleotides. RefSeq lists its product as uncharacterized. Gene Ontology annotation, cellular component: TIM23 mitochondrial import inner membrane translocase complex. Bases 1 to 1065 code for a protein of 354 amino acids. NCBI's taxonomy places the organism in Eukaryota, Fungi, Basidiomycota, Tremellomycetes, Filobasidiales, Filobasidiaceae. The transcript is spliced from 4 exons. Gene Ontology annotation, biological process: protein import into mitochondrial matrix. The record is from RefSeq and is a predicted model, not a curated record.